AUGGUUAGGGAUGAGGAUGAGCAUACUGGAAUACCACAUCAACUGACACUGCCACAGCCAAAAGACACCGCUUCACUGCCAAAGUUGAACAGAGUGCUAGGUAGGAGGGCAGGAGUAAGAAAAGAAGAUAUAUUCCGUUGGUGUAGAGAAAAGGAGAUAAAUGUGGAAAGCAGUUUUGGAUUAACUGGAAAUUUGACUGAUGCAAGCGAUGAUAGUAUCAUUAAUUCAGUCAAGUUUCUGUAUGGAGUUAGCGAUCCAUGUAUUGUGGAUAAAUGGAAAGGGUUAAAUGGUAAUAUCACCGCUGUGUUAAUCAACAAUAAGAACUUGCUAGACCCAGUGUUGCUUCCAAGUAUGGUGGUAGUGGAGGGAGUACCUGGGUGGAAAGUACAUGUGGUAUGGCCGGAACGGAAAAGCAGCGGGACCGGAACAGAUAUCCCGUGUGAAGAACUGGGUACUGGGGAGCCCAAUAUAUUAGUUACGGGGGACCCCGUUAUUCCACCCUUGACUGAUACCGAGGUACCCCAUCAACGGGAGGAUGCAAUAGAGAGUCAAGUGGAUACAGUAGUGGGCAAAAUGGUUAGUCAUUUGGAAAGAUGGCACUUUGAAGGGGGAUAUCGACGCCUUAGGAUAUUUUCAGGAAUCACCCCUAUUCCAGCUGGAGAGGAGACUUACGAAUUGUGGAGGGAGGCGGCCACCCAACAUUCAGAAGAAUGGCAAUGCCCUGACCAUGUCAAACGCCAGAGGGUGGUGGAAAGUCUGAGGGGGCCAGCUAUGGGGGUAAUUCAAGCUACCAGAAGAAGCAACCCAACAGCCACCUUGAAAGACUAUCUGGAGGCAUUGGACUUUUCUUUUGGCACCAUGGAAGAUGUCAGGGAUUUGUUAGCUCGACUGAACCAUACUUAUCAAGAUCUGGGAGAAACAUAG
Messenger RNA from Pseudophryne corroboree (corroboree frog), 924 nucleotides. Its product is annotated as paraneoplastic antigen Ma1 homolog. The transcript has 2 exons. NCBI's taxonomy places the organism in Eukaryota, Metazoa, Chordata, Amphibia, Anura, Myobatrachidae. The coding region runs from base 1 to 924 and encodes 307 amino acids. The record is from RefSeq and is a predicted model, not a curated record.